CAGGGUCAAGACGAGGCUCUAUAAUGCGAUGUGUGGAUGUGAGAACCACCAAGGGGAGAGAAAAGCCCAUUCGAUUCAUAUUAUUGAUUCCGGGUUGAAGAUGUCAAUAUGCCAGUCAAUAUGCCACACGGCAGAGAUAAGGAAUGGCUUCGAGCCCAGUUGCACGCCCUUGGAGAGCCCAUCCCUAGAGAACAGCCCCUUCCAUCGCUGGCAUCAACAUACUCGCCAGCAUUGUCCCCAGCGGAAGACGGUCAGGCAGUCCUCCUCCUCAUCCAGGCGUCAGAAGAGCGGCGAAAUGGGGAGGUCAAAACAACGGCGAACCCAGCCAAGAUAAAACACGAUAAAUGGACGUAUGAAGAUUACGAGAGCGUGUUGAAACAGCUUGUCUGUGGUCCCAGCUCAGUCCCCGUCGGCGUUCUCAAGAGUGCCUUGUAUCAUUUUCAGACCCAUCAGCCGAAAAAGGCCCGGCAAGGGACCUUGAAAAUGCGCAAGCGAUUCACGGAUGACGAGAAUAAUUCCCUGAUGGCCCACUUGAUAUCGCAGGCCUUGACGGAUAACCGACUCGAUCAACUCCAAGCUCUAGCUCACUUCGCCGUUCCAGCUGUUGUCAGCCGAGCGAUUCCAAUGGCACUUUUGACAGACAACAUCAAGGGCGUCCAGGUUCUCAUGGAGGAGAAGGCUGACGCGAAUACCUGCCCAAGCCUCUUCCUGGACUGUGUCGCAGCUGGGAGAUUGGAUUUUGUCCGUCUCUUACUCCAAUCGCAAGUAGCUGUUUCGGGUUCUAUCACGACACAGGCAUUGCCCGCUGCAGUAAAGCUUGGAGACGUGGAAAUGGUUCAGCUGCUCCUCGCGCAUGGAGCCAAUGCCGACUUUGAUAACGGCGUGGCACUGAGAAGCUCAAUUGAUGCCAAUUACUUGACCAUCCUCAUCUCGAUCCUCCUAUGCAACCCACAUCCCGCCAGUGAGACGUUAGCAUCGAUGGUAUCAUACGUGUGGUCCGAGCCUCAGCUCUUUGCCGGACGCCAGAUCCAACUGAUUGAGUUUUUGUUGAAUGGAGGCGCCUCCGGGUACAGCGUUGACGUGGUUUUGUCGGCUGCCGUCAAGCGGCACUGUGGAGGGUUGGUUAAGCUGCUCAUGAGCAAGGGGACAUCUAUCGCCUGUUGUGACGGCCAAGCAUAUAGAGAAGCAGUGUACGCAAUUGAUUACGGCAUGCUUGAGAUUCUCAACCAAGGGAAGCUGGGAAAGGGGCUGGCAAGUGAUAUCUUUUACUCUAUUGAUACCACUCAACAAGGAGAAGACAUAUCGUCGCAAGACUGGUACAAGCUGGCCAAGUACCUUCUGGACCAAGGGGCUGAGGGAGAUGUUGUUCACGAGGCCUUGAUUAAUCGAGUCCAGGCGAGGGAUCUCAACAGCGUCGCGAUGCUCCUCAUCUUCAAUGCAUCGGUGGACUAUAAAGCCGGACGUGCAUUGUCCAUGGCAGUGUCAUCUGGAGACGUGAAUUAUAUCGCACCGCUGCUUCAUCGAAAUCCUAGAGUCGAGUCAGUCAAUGAGGCCUUGUCCCAUGUUCCGAAUCUUUCCCAUAAUGUACAGUUGGACAUAACACUCAGGCUUCUUGAGGCUGGAGCAACUGGUCCCGCCGUGGAUAUGGCUCUAGAUACAGCAGUGAGCCUCCCUAUCGGUCAAAGAGACCAUGUGUACAUUCAAGCUCUGGUUGAUGGUGGAGCAGAUGCUGGUCAACAAGACGGGUUGUUGUUCCACAAGGUCGUCCUGGAUGGAGAUGCCGAAGUCCUCGAGAUUCUACUUGGCGGGAACUUUCCAACUGCCAUUCUUGUCCCAUGUAUCCCGCUUGCUAUGAAGCUUGACGAGCAGCGGCGGUACGAGAUGUUAGAGAUCCUGCUCGAUAAUGGCCCCAAAGGCGGUCCUGUUAUUGACCAGGCCUUAAUUGACAGCAUUGACGAAACGAACGACUCGGCGAUCCGGGUGACUGAGCUGCUGUUGAAGACUGGGGCCGCUAGCACUGCCUUCAAAGACGGAGAGGCGUUUAUAACAGCAAUUCGGUGCAAGAACCUGGUAUUUCUGAAGCUUUUGCUUCAAUUCAACUCUCUCGACGAGCACCAACACUGUGCGUGCCUUUUGUCCGCCAUAGGUCUUCCACGGGACCAUGUGAGACUGGAGAAGAUCCAGCUUCUCCUCACCAGCUGCAUAGACAUGUCCAGCGAGUCCUGGACCGCCUGCUUGAAAUCCGAGAUGCAGUGUAUGCGACAGGAUAAAGAAACAUCAAGAGUGUUCAAGCUUCUCCUUGAUUCAGCAAAGCGGCAAGGGACACUUGAUGAGUUGCUUUUGAAGGCUGUGCGAGAGCCGUUGUGUGACUAUCUCCUUCUCAAAUUCCUCCUCCAGGCCGAUGCGUCAAUACUAUACCGAGACGGCGAAUGUAUCCUUCAUGCAGUGAUGAAGAAUGACACUCGGUCCCUGCAACUAUUCCAGCGAUAUUUCCGUGACCAUCCAACCAUCAUUCCAGGAGUCUUCGAACGCGCGUGGACGAUGGGAGCCAGAGCCGGAUCCCAUGAAGCCGCACUUUCCUUCCUUCUAAAACGACGAGCAGCAGGGAGCUGUCUGAAUAUUGCACUUGUCGAUACGAUCGAGGCAGGUGAAUACUCAGAAAAGACCCUCACAUUCAUUGCCAACCUUCUGAAUGCGGGCGCGGAUGUCGACUAUAAUCACGGCGCCUGCCUUGUCAAGGCGGCCGCGAAGGGGAAUAUCGAUGUGCUCAAGGCGAUGUUUGCCCAUUGCCCAGCCCGCGAGAGCAUGACAUUGGCAUUCCCAUAUAUCUUUGCCUCUGGCGUGGACAGUCAGACGAUUUGCGCCCUUGUCAUGGAGUUCUGCUCUCAUCAGUCUCGGCCAAGCUUUACCGACAGCCCCCAACCCAUCCUUUUUCUCCUACUGCAGAAAUAUCCCAAAGAAACGGGGCUUCUCAAAUAUCUGAUAGAUGCAGGCUGUCCAGUUGAUCUUCCAGUGGUGACCCACCAGGGAAAGUAUCUGUCUUUGCUACACUGGGUACUCAUAGAAGAUGAGCACGGGAUCUCGGACAAUGUUAUUGAAGCUUUGCUGGAUGGUGGAGCAAAUCCGAACCGCAAGACUGCACACGGCCUCACACCUCUUGAACUGGCCAUCUCAAGACCGCGUCGUCAAGUCGUUGCGAGCCUCCUACGCCACAAAGCCGACGCGACAGUGGCAACAGGAAGCACUGGAUCCCGCUCCAUGCUCUUUCUUGCUGUAACAACAGGAGACAGCGACAUUGUACGCAGGGUCAUGCUGGCUAGCCUGAUGGAACACGAUGGGGCACUCCAUGAAGCGGCCAGGGAGGUGGACACCAAGAUAAUCGAGAUUCUCGUCAAAGAGGGAAAGCAGCGAGACUAUGCAUACUCCGGCUGCAACGGCCGCACCGCAUUGGCCGAGCUUUGUUUGAACGCCGACGGAAACAAACCAGUCCACCAGCUGAAGCGAGCCAUGACACUCCUCAAGGAUGGCCGCUGCUUCAGGAAGAAAUCAAACGGGAAAUCCGCCCUUCACUUGGCACUGGAUAACCCGCGAGGUGCACCGUCCAUGACCCGCGCCCUUCUCGACAGCUUCAUGGCAGAGUUCAUCAACGAGGAGUUUAAUCUUUACAAAGAAGACGGACUGGUAUACUCGCCUUUCGCCUACGUCAAGAUGGGUCGCAACAAGGCAUCGGGGAUCCACGAUGGACCUUUACUCCAGCUUCUCAGCCAGUUCGGAUGCAGGAACCGGUUCUGGGCUCGAGAUGGGCGUCCGCAGCCAGCCAACGUGGUGAAUCCGCCAGAAGAGAUUGCCAAAAUUAUAAGGGAUCAGAAGAAACAUGAACGGAUGCUGGCGCAAAUCCGUGCCCAGUCUGACGAGGCGCAAUCCGACAUCUCGAAACGACACGGGUUGAUACUCGAGACUGAACAGAGUGCAGCUGACCAGAGGAGAAUGCUAGAGGAAGAAGCAGAGAAGCGUCUCAUGUCGACUGUCGCUCGGCGACAUUUUGAAGAGCUCGCACAUUUGAAAGAGCUCUCUCAGUUGUCUGGGACAAGCCAUGAGAUCUCUAUCAGCUAUGAGCUGAAAGAUGCGUGGGCCCAGUAUGGCGAGCUGUCCCGGAAGAGGCAACAGGACGAGAUCAAACACCUGGAAGAGCAGCAAAGAAUCAUCACGGCGGGAUUCAAAACGCGGGCGGAGAUCGAGAAGAAGAAUCGCGAGGCGAACGCGCUCGAGAUGCGGCGUCUGCGAGAGCUGCAGUAUGAGAUUGACGCCUUCGACUUGAUUGAGGGCAUGUAAAUAAAUAUAGAUGAAUAAGGCAGUUCCAGUACGUGAGAUGAACAAGUAUUACU
Messenger RNA from Penicilliopsis zonata CBS 506.65, 4385 nucleotides. RefSeq lists its product as hypothetical. Gene Ontology annotation, molecular function: protein binding. The transcript is spliced from 3 exons. The coding region runs from base 109 to 4332 and encodes 1407 amino acids. NCBI's taxonomy places the organism in Eukaryota, Fungi, Ascomycota, Eurotiomycetes, Eurotiales, Aspergillaceae. The record is from RefSeq and is a predicted model, not a curated record.